AUGUCUGCACACAUAAAUGAAACGUGCCAAGCUGCUAUUUAUCAUCUGUAUAACAUUAAACGCAUUAGCAGGUAUUUGAGUUAUGAUGACAGGAAGUCUAUAGUUCAAGCAGUUAUAAUGUCACGUAUAGAUUAUUGUAAUAGCCUCUUGCUUGGUGUUCCAUCUACCCAGCUAAGCAAAUUACAGCGUUUACAAAAUGCAGCAGCUCGCCUUGUUAGUAACGUCGCAAAGUAUGAUCACAUUACUCCUACACUUGCUAGUUUACUUUGGCUUCCAGUAACGUAUAGGGUAAAUUUUAAGAUAGCAAUACUUGCUCAUAAGUGUAUCUAUGGCAACGCACCCGAAUACCUUAAGGAUCUAAUACAAGUUAAGAGUACCACCAGAUAUAAUCUUAGAUCGGACGGGGAGAUGUUACUCGAGGAUUAUAGUGCACGAUCAAAGAAGACACUUGGAGACAGGACUUUCAAAGUAGCCGCCCCUAGCAUCUGGAACAUUUUACCGAAGGACAUUACGAAACAGGACAACUAUUAUGCUUUUAAGAAACAGCUAAAGACUUAUUAUUUUAAACUUGCAUACAAUUUUUAA
This is a messenger RNA of Porites evermanni, 585 nucleotides long. Lineage: Eukaryota; Metazoa; Cnidaria; Anthozoa; Scleractinia; Poritidae. The record is from the annotation of a GenBank genome assembly.